GACCGGGCGCUCCUCGUGUGCGGCACCGGGCUGGGCGUGGCCAUCGCGGCCAACAAGGUCAAGGGGAUCCGCGCGGUGACGGCCCACGACAGCUUCAGCGUGGAGCGCAGCGUCAAGAGCAACAACGCGCAGGUGCUGUGCUUCGGCGAGCGCGUCGUCGGCAUCGAGCUGGCGAGGAAGCUGGCUAAGGAGUGGCUGGACCACGAGUUCGACCCGGCCAGCGCGAGCGCCAAGAAGGUGGAGGAGAUUUGCCAGCUGGAGGAGGAGGCUUGA
This is a messenger RNA of Clonostachys rhizophaga, 273 nucleotides long. NCBI's taxonomy places the organism in Eukaryota, Fungi, Ascomycota, Sordariomycetes, Hypocreales, Bionectriaceae. The record is from the annotation of a GenBank genome assembly.